Molecule: messenger RNA, 1095 nt
Organism: Opisthorchis viverrini
Lineage: Eukaryota; Metazoa; Platyhelminthes; Trematoda; Opisthorchiida; Opisthorchiidae
Exons: 6
Coding region: 1-1095 (364 amino acids)
Source: RefSeq, a predicted model, not a curated record
AUGGGAGUACAUUCUCUACGCACACGUUUGACUGGUUCGGAUAAGCGCUUCAAAAACUCACCUGAUCCCACUGCAAUUGAUAUAUCCUUGAGUUGGAUUGAAUUAAAAGUACAAGGUCUGGGAUACUGCCAGGCUUCUAAAGCUCAGUCAGGAGAAGUCGUGAGGCAGAGGUCGGGUUCAAACCACGGACCUUCCGGCCCUGAUUCUCUUCGGUGUGGAUUCACCGGAAUAAUUACGCCAGAACAGGAACAGAGCCGUUCAAACGAGAGUGGUGUGACUACGAACAAGAAGAUUGGUUUUCAAGAUAGAAAUCCGAGGACAUACGCUCAGGCGUAUGUGCGAAACACAUCAAGGCUAAUCGGACCUCUGAGUAUCUCGCGUACUACAGUGGCAUCCUCGCUUACUUUAUGUUUUGUCCCGUACGGUGCCACCCGCGACCGUUCCGCUCCGCUUGUUUUUCAGAGUAGAAAAGGACUUGCAUUCCUGAAAAAAGACGAGUUUUGUCAGGACGCACCCAGACAUGGGAAAAGUACAUGUGCAGAGAGUGACGCAUUCUCAAGAUCACCAUCGGUACGACAUGUCCGGAAAGCAGGUGCGUUGGCGGAGCCCACCAAACACGGCUUAGCAACAUACGACCAGCGGAGUGGGCCUGGAGGUGUUCACGACCGGAACACCGCCAUUGACUGUACCGAACGAACACCCAAUAAACAGGAGCUUCUUGUACCAAAUGGUGAUUGCAACCAUGGGAUUGCACCACGUAACCUCCGUUUUUACUUAGAAAGUGUCUCAAGCGAGGGUGUGGUCAAUCCACAACGAAAUGGCUCAAGUGGUUGGAACGCGAAUUUACUGACCGGAAGGGCCAUGGUUCGAACCCGACCCUCGUCUGUCGACUUCCCGUGUCUAGGCUUGAGCAACCUGGCAGUAUCUCAGCCCUCGUGCUUCCUUCGGGUUGCAUGGCAGUUAGGCACUGACAGGGUGCUACAGCUGAACGAUUAUUAUAUUAUUUAUUUAGGCUAUGAUUUGGACUUAAAACCCAAAAAGGAUGAAACCGUUGCAUUGAUUGGCCUUACCCAAGAAAAAAUCGUUCAGCUGUAG